AUGAGCGUCUUCGGUGGCUCGUUGGAGUUGGAGAGCCAGCCUAAGUUGCGCUCCGUCUGGUACAGCGGAACCGGGUUCCAUGACGAGGUUAGCGUUCAACUGCGCGAGGCUUAUCUCCAGAAUAUCCACGAGGGAGAUCGAAUAGGGUAUGGUUAUUGGAAGUUGGGAAUGACCACAAAAUGUCUGUGUCCAAAUGAUGGACAAGCAGUUGAGAGUAUUCAGUUUGCCAUCCUGGUUGUGUUUACAGACAGUACUGCCACCAUCGCAAAGCGACAGGUGAUCGGCGCAGAGCGCGUCAUCAGAGUGUUCCCGCGUCUCUCUGCACCCCACAGAACUCACUCAUCGCCUCACAAUAUCCCUGCUUCCAGCCUCACUGCUCGCCUAUCCAAUCCCUCGCGACUCCCGCAGAUGACCAGCCCGCGAUCCUCUGGGCAAUUGCGCGCCUUGUAUGCUUCUCGAAGAGCGCGCGGCGUAUCGUUAGCAGACGGGCCAGGAUUUCUGUAUGCGUUCGUUGAUCACGGUCAUCUUUGGAAAAUCGGCAUGUCCGACAAUUACGAUCGGCGGAGGGCCGAAUGGGAUCACCUCGCAUCUGGUGCACACGAUGUGGAAGGCGUCACAUUGAGAAAUUUAUCUUCCUCGGAAACUGGAGACGCGUUUGGCGAAGGGAAAUUCGGCCAGUGCUUGUGCGCUGCACAUCUUCAUAAAGAAUCUAGAUAG
Messenger RNA from Lentinula edodes (shiitake mushroom), 717 nucleotides. RefSeq lists its product as uncharacterized. The record is from RefSeq and is a predicted model, not a curated record. The transcript has 6 exons. Lineage: Eukaryota; Fungi; Basidiomycota; Agaricomycetes; Agaricales; Omphalotaceae. The coding region runs from base 1 to 717 and encodes 238 amino acids.